CGCUAAACACACAUCUAUCUUUGUUACCAAAAUUCAAAUCGUUGCCAUGAGUUUGCCAAGCCUAUCCAGCAGUUCCGUGUACGAGCCGUCGAGUAGCCAUGACGAGGAAUAUGAGCUGGAUUUAUGCAUGGAAAAGGAAACCAGAGAACAGAUUAUCAAGUGCAUUACAAAAAGCGAAGACGAAUCCUUCGAAGAGCUACCUGAAUGCAGCCUGAAGCAGAUGGGCUUCGCGGAAGCGAAGGAAGAUAUUUGCUUUAAGUUCGCUUGCAGCAGAAAGUACAUGGUCGAUGGAUUAACCGAUCUGCUGGAGAACAGGAAAUGCACCGAUCUGACGGUGCUUGUGGGCGAUCGAACCUUCCAUUGCCACUUACCGCUCCUGCAGGAGUGCUCCAACUUUUUUAUGCCAUUCCAUCGCAUGGAUGUAGUCAGCUUAAGCACGGACGUGGUCACUCCGGUGGGUUUUGAGAUUGCCUACGACUGGAUUAGCCACAACGACGCCAAGCUGCCGCGGCAACACAUUGUGGAGGUCUACUUGACCGCCACUUACCUGCACAUGACGGAACUGAAGUCACACAUAUGGAGUCGACUGGACAAUCCCAAGCUGCUCAAUGGACUCGAAGCCUUCAAGAUAUUUUUAGAGGCUUUGCCCUUCAAGGCGAGCGUGUUGCAGGAUCUGAUGUUGGGUCGCAUCCAUAACUACUUCCUGAUGGUCGUCGCCACGCAGGAGUAUCUCGAUCUGGAGCCGGAGCACGUCUACCAGAUGCUGAGCCACAUAAAUAUGUGUGUGAACUCCGAAAUGGAGAUGUUCAUGAGUGGUGUCCGGUGGUUGUUCUACAACUGGCCAAAUCGAAAGAAGUCGGCGGUGACUAUAAUGCAGGCCAUACGCUUCAAUCUGAUGCCUGCCUGGUAUAUUACUGUUUUGAAAACUCCACAAUCCGAUGAGCAGUUCCAGGAGUUGUUGGAUAUUCCGGAGGUGAAAUCGAUGAUCGAUCUGGGCCUGUCCUUUUCCAUAACGCACAACUUCUUGGAUCCCACAUCGCCGCUGAAGGAGCCGCUCCAGAUGAUGAAGCCCCUCGAGCGCCAGUGGGUCUUCAAUGCGGACACUCGGCAUCACCACCGAUACGAGUGUUCCAACUGGAGUUACCUAACAUUUAAGGUGUUCAACGAGUACUUGCAGUGCAUCAUCAUCGCUGGCGAUCGCUUCGUGCCCUCCCUGGAGUACCUAAAGCCUGGACAGAUGAUGGACUGCUGCCACGAGGCCUUGGAAAAGAAAUCGUUAAAUAAAUAAGCCGAAAGAGAGCA
This is a messenger RNA of Drosophila erecta, 1302 nucleotides long. Its product is annotated as kelch-like protein 40b. Gene Ontology annotation, molecular function: protein binding. NCBI's taxonomy places the organism in Eukaryota, Metazoa, Arthropoda, Insecta, Diptera, Drosophilidae. The transcript is spliced from 2 exons. The coding region runs from base 47 to 1288 and encodes 413 amino acids. The record is from RefSeq and is a predicted model, not a curated record.